GGCUGCUCGUGGUUACCGCAAUGUCUGCCCUCAGUCAAGAUGGCGUUGGACCGCACAAACCCAGCCUGUGCCCUCAGCAAAGAUGGCGGCACCCCCAUAGAUUUCUAGCGUACCCGCCGCCAGUGCCCUUCCAGGUCGGCCUCAGCGGCUUCACAGUCGGGUAUACAAGAUGGCGGAAGCGGCUGCGGUCGUUUGAAUUCCAACGAAGCCGCCAAACUCGGACAAUAACAACCGGAGUCGCCGCCGCUGGAGGGUCCCUGCAGGGCUCGGCGCCGCCAUGGACUCGCUGCCGGGGGAGGACCUCACCCUGCCCGUGGAGUUUAGCGGCAGCGUCAGUAUUUCCAGACUGUCAGAUGUCUCCAGAGAUGAACCUCGCAUUGGCCUGGGAAUUAGUGGAGCGUUACUGGAUGUGGCGGAAGAUGCAAUUUCACCAACCAGAGCUCGGACCAUGAAGGAUUAUGAAAAUCAAAUAACUGACCUGAAAAAAGAAAACUUCAACCUAAAGCUUCGUAUAUAUUUUCUGGAGGAGCAAAUGCAGCAGAAAUUUGAUGGUCCAACUGAAGACAUCUACAAAAUUAAUAUUGAGCUGAAGGUUGAGGUAGAAAGUCUGAAACGUGACCUGCAGGAGAGGGAAAAACUGCUCAUCAAAGCCUCUAAAGCAGUUGAAAGCUUGGCUCAAGGUGGUGAUGCUGAAAUACAGCGUGUGAAAGAAGAGGCUCGUAAGAAAGUACAACAAGUGGAAGAAAUUCUCACCAGCAGAAUAAACCUUUUGGAAGAGAAUCUUAAAGCUGCCCAAGAAGAAGUGGAAAAAGCCUUUGCAGUGACAGAGAGGGAGAAGGUUCUAAGAUUGGCUGUCGAACAAAAACUCUCUGGAGUUACAAAUACGCAUCUGAAGGAGCUGGAUAGUAUUACAGAACUGCCAGAAAAAGACAGACUUAUAGAGCAACUGACUCUGUCUCUGAAAAGUAAAGAAGCUAUAAUUCAGCACCUUGAAGAGGAAAAGUCUCAAAGUGAAUCUUGUGAUGGGAACUUACCUGCAGAAAAAAUCAGAGAACUUACUGUUGCUUUGAGGCAUGAAAAAGAUAGUGAGAUAGAGGCUAUUAAAAUGGAACUUAGAAAUGAGAGAAAUUUUUUUGAAAAAAAAAUCCAGUCUCUUCAAGAAGAACUACGAGAGAGGGAGAAUGAGCUUAGUAUUGAAAAGAAAAAUGGUUUGAAAAGGGAUAAAACCAUUCAAGGCCUAACUCUUGCAUUAAAAACAAAGGAAAAAGAGAAUGAAGAACUUAAUUCUGAAAUUGAAAAUCUAAAUGUUUCAUUGGCUAAGGCAAGAGAGGCCACACACAAAGCUCAGAUCCAGAAAUUCAAGGGUGCUGAGGAUUAUCAAGCUCUCUUGAUGGAAAAAGAAACCCUGCUAGCAGAGCUGCGUUCCGAAAACCUUACAAAAGAUACGGAGAACCGUAAACUACAAAGGAGGAUUAAAAGGACUGAUCAAGAGCUGAAUGAUUUGAAUCUAGAGAGAGAGAAAAUGGAGAGGGAACUGGAUGAAGCACAGCUACAGAAGAGCAGAGGCGACAAAACCAUUAAUGACCUUAGAAAUCAGCUAGAGAAAUUACAUGGUGAAAUGACUGAGAGAGAAAAAGCAGUGGAACAUCAUUACAAUAUUCUUUUGAGUGAAAGCAAUCAGAAGUUGCAGAGUCAAGAACUAGUUAUCAAGCGACUAACAGACAGUGUCAGUCAAAAGGAUCUAUUGCUUCAGAAACUCGAUGCAGCAAUUAAAGAAAAGGAUGUAGAACUUCAAGAACUUAUUAAGAAGUGUAAAAACCUUUUAAAAGCUAAAGAAGAUCUUGAGUUGAAGAAUGAAGACUUAAUAAAGGAAAAAUGUGCUUCCGAGUCUCAGCAGUCAAUCAUCAAGAUUGUCAAAGAGCUGGAGGAAAAAAAAGAAUCUGAAUAUGAAGAGUUGAUUCUUGUUUUAAGAAAAGAGCAGCACAUUUAUUCUACUCUAGUGAAGACUCUGAAAGACUCAGACAGUAUAAAUAGCUUGCAAACAGAGUUGAACAAUAUUUUUUUGUUGCGAAAACAACUGGAGGAAGAUAUUGUAGCUAAUCAGAAUCUACGGAAGGUGCUGGAGGAUCAAAUUAAGAACACAAAAAACAGAGAAGAUGAAACCUUUUCUUUUUGUGGAGAUCAAACAUCUUAUAUGAGUAUUUGCCUAGGAGAGCACGAUCAUUUAAACCUACAGGUAGACCAUCUGUCUCUUGAAGAACUUAAAAAAAAGGUUGCUGAACUCAUCUUGAUGGUUAAGGACCUGCAUUCAGUUAACCAAGAGCUAAAGAAAAAACAACUUAGACUCUCCAGAUCAGAGACUCAGGGGAAAGAAACACUGAAAAUAAUAAACCAGAAUGAGUUUCUUGAAAGAACAGAGGAAACCAUGACGCAAGCUGGAGAUUUUGACAAUAAGAAUGCAGAGAGCUGUCAACGUUCUGAGAGGACCAGUGAGGCAUGUCCUCAGUUGCCGUUGGAUCAUCCUCUUGAUCUGGAUAUGCAGAUACCUCCUUCAGACUAUUCAGAUGGCGUCUGCAAAGAUAGACAUUAUAGGAAUCCAAAUAAGCCUCGGUUUGAACAUGAUAUUGCUGGCAAACACUUUGGCAGAAUCGAGAUGGGUGAACAUGAAGUAGAAGAGAUGAGCCUGCUCACAUCUCUUUUAAAUGAAAAUGGAACAUCUGUACUUGAAUCUAGCAGACAAGAACAAAUGAAAAUCGUAAUUUCACUGUUAGAUCAUCUGAGCACAACUGAGCAAGACUGUUCAAGUGAAGAUAUAGAGAAUAAGGAUGAAAAAGAUCUUAGGCAAAUGAUUAUUCAACUAAGAGCUGAACUGAGACAUUUCAAGCAGGUCAAUAAAAUCUUAAAGCAGCAAGUAGAAUUGAAAUCAACUUCUGAUGGAAAAGAGAAGCUUUAUCCCGAUACAGCUCCACAGGUUAAUAAGGAUAUUGAAUUGUUAAAAGUGGAAUUGAAAGAUACAGCUACACAAACAAUGACUAUAGAGGGUAAUGUCAUGAGACUCAAACAUGAAGGCAAAAGAGGCGCCUCAGAAGAAAAAACAAAAUACUCAAGAUUAAAUGCAGAACCUCAACAGGAAAAUGCAUAUAAGAAGGGUGAGCAGCAUGAGAGCCUUUCUGUUACAAGUAGAACAAAUAAAAGCGAUUUCAUUUAUCCAUUCAAGAAAUCCCGUUUACCCAUUCCAUUAAAAUCAUCUAGAUCAUUAGGAAACAUUCCCUUAACUUCCUGCACGCAGAAGCCAGACAUGCAUCUGCAGCACCGGCUCAUGGCACUUGAUGAAGGUCUGAAGGAACGUAAAAUACAAAACAAACAACUUCACAAAGAGUUAUCUUUGUGCGGGUCUGUAAUUGAAACUGUGCAAGAGAAGCCCGAAGAAGAAAGAGUAUUGGUGAGAGCUGAGUCAUUGGUCAGAAUGGAUUGCAAAGAGAUCCCGGUGGAUUCGCAGGCGGCUGGAUUUGAUACUCAUGACAAAAAUGAAAAUAAGAUCGUCACGGAUCAGAGAACCAGUCAAGAAACAGAAAUGCCUCAUAACAUUAGCGACAUGAAUAUUUUACAUUCACUGAAAGAGCUAAAUAAAGAGUUUUAUUCCAUGGAUAACCAGGACAUUGACUCAGCUACAACAAAUUCAGGUUCCAAGAGUCUGCUUUCUCUCAAACUGAGUGUACCAAGUACAGACGCAUUUGAUGACUAUGAAGUCAUAGACGACCUAGAAGAAUUGAGACAAAGAAUUAAGGAUAUGAAGUCUGAGCUUGAAAAGUACAAAAUGUUCAUAUUUCAUUUGCAGCCCACUAAUCCUUUUUUGUCCAGUGAUAUUUUUAAUAUAGUUUUGAAUGAUGCUGAAUUGCCCAUUGAAAGACAUGUUAUACAAAUGCAAGAUACUGAUGGACAAGAGACCCAAACAUUUUCUACAGUACAUCAGCAAGUGGAUUAUGAAAUCCGCAUUGAAAACCUGAAUUCACAGUCUGCAGAAACACCUGAUGAACAAACAUCACAAAACCUUAAGCAGCUAUUAUUAGAAAAUGAGGCUGAACUUGAAAGAGAGCAAAUUGCAAAUAUGCAUCUUCUCGAUGAAGUAUAUCGUCUGCAAAACAAACUUAGAGAAACAUCACCAUCCAAAUAUGAUUCAUUAGUUCAUUCCCAAGCUCGAGAGCUCUCCUUUCAACGCCAGCAAAUUAAAGAGAUCCACAGCAUCUGUGUCACCUAUCAUCAACAUCUGACCAGCCUUAUUAAAGCUUUUGAGGAGCUGCUUCAAGCCAGCGAUGUUGAUUAUUAUGUUGCUGAGGGCUUUCGUGAACAGCUGAAUCAAAGUGUGCAACUUUUUGAGAAGCUGGAAAAGAAGUUUCUAUAUGGAGAAUCAUUGGAUGCAGAAGUUGCCAAACUUUAUGAAUUAGCACAAAGGGAUAAUGAGAAGACCACCACAAUGCACCAGCAGCUUAAGGAUGAGUCACCUAUACCAUCUGCUUUUCAUAGCUUGUCUGACUUUGAAAUGUCAGAAAAGUCAUCUAUUGGAUCACCUGAACCUAAACAAGACCUACUGGAGGAAGACAAACUGGCACUUGUGCCAAGCAAGUUUCCCCCAGCGUUAUUAAUGGAGCAUCUUCAAGAAAUUCGAUCUCUGAGACAACGUUUAGAAGACUCCAUUAAAACUAAUGAGAGAUUGAGGCUGCAGCUUGAACGACAAGUAACAGAUAUUGAACUAAAUCAAGGUUCUGCAAACAUUUUUAUCCAUGGCUCAGAGCAGCAUAAUUCCCUGACUUCUGAAAUUCAUUUCCUGAGGAAGCAAAAUCAAGUUCUGAAUGUAAUGCUCGCAAAAGGAUCUAGAGACAAACAAAAGGAAAAUGAAAAGUUAAGAGAAUCCCUCUCUAAGAAGAAUGCAAUCAUUGAACAUCUUCACCAGGAUUAUGAGUGCUUCAAGAAAGAAAAUGAAAAGUUGCAAAAACAAAUUGGCAAAAAGGAGGAUGAAAAUAGACAUUUGACUCACGAGAUUUACAGCAGUCAUAAUGAAUUAAACAGGUUGCAGACAGAAAUGAAUGUAAAGCAACAUCAGCUGUCUGAGAAUGACAAAUUACUGCAGUCACUCCGAGUUGAGCUAAAGGUGUAUGAAAAGUUGGACGAAGCAAGGAGAAGGAGAACAGACAUCUUGGAUCCUGGACAUGAAGAAUUCCAAAAAGAUCAAAAUAAUCCACUUGACUUACAUGAACUAUUGACUGAAAUACAGAGUUUGCGAGUGCAGCUUGAAAGAAGCAUAGAGACAAACAAGACUUUGCAUGAAAAAUUGGAGGAGCAGCUUUCAAAAGAAAAGAGAGAAGAAGCGGCCUCAGUGUCAGCUGUGAAUAUCAACUACCUUUUAAAACGAGAUUCACAGCAUUAUACAAGAAUGAACGAGGUGGGUCACAAAUUCUCUGAUCCAAGCAGUAAUGUAUGCGAAUUACAAAAUUGUGGACAUGGCGCAUCACCAGGAAAAGCAGGUACACCCAAGGACAAGAACAUCAUAAACAAGCAGAUGUUCUGUAUCCCAGAGACACAACUAGCAGCUAAAGAUGAUUUAGACAGCUCUUCGCGGUGCAGUAGCAGCUCAUCCACUGGCACAUCAUGCACCCCUCGUCUUGUUCCUGGUCAUCGUAUGUGGGCAGACAAAAAUGGACGCCAUAUCCUUGGCUUGAUUGAGGAUUACAAUGCUCUACGGAAGCAGAUCUCAGAAGGGCAAAAGCUGGUAUCAGAAAUGGAGGCUCCUCUUAGAGAGAUCACUGGGAUGAAAAACCUGGAACCUGGAGUAAAGGUUCCCGACCAGGAAUCACUGAAUAACUUUUCUGCAAACAUUCACACAGUACAGCAGAAUUUAGAAGAGGCUGCACGUUUAUUGAAACUUCUCUGGAGAGUUUCACUUCCUAUGAAAGUUGUCCACAGUACUGCUCACUGCAGUCAGGAGGAAGGAAUGAAGGCAGAAAUACUUAGACUCCAUAAGAAAUUGUCCGAGCAGGAGAAGAAGCUACAUAGUACUGUCAAACGCUUGCACUCUACCAACCAGCUGAAGGAAAAUAUGGAGAAAGUCAUCAUUGAUCAGUUGGCUUUAACCCAUGAUGUUUUAAAGAAGGCUAGAGGAAACCUAGAAGUUCAGCCAGCUGAAAAUCAAAAAGCAGCUUCACAUACCAAUAAGAAAAGGAUUCUGUGAAGGAGAAAGUUCUACUAAUAAAGCCUGUUCCUUCAUGUGAUCAUUGUGUAGGCUUCCUUGCAGUUUAAGCCUUAAUACUGGUUGGUUUAAAAGAUUCUCUGGGCACUUCAAUAGCUGACACCAUUUGACAUAACUAUUGGGAAGUAACUUAUUUAACAUAAGGUAAAGAUUGGUUUUGAAUAUUUAUUGCAUGAAUAGGUACUGGAGCUGUUGAAGAAAAGUACAGAAAGUGUUUAAAAUGAACUCAUCUGAAAUUUUUUACUUUUUUGUUAUGCUGUAAUUUUUUUUUUAAGUAGAUGCAUUCUGUUUCUUCUUGUGGUACGAUAUUUCCUAGUGCCUAAAAGACUUAGUCAAGGUAGUUAGCCAUCUCCAAACUUCUUUUACAAUGAAUACUUGCAGCAGGUUAACAGAUUUUCUUUAGGUCUUACAUCACUGGAUUUUAGAACUAUGGGAAGCUUUCAGUAUUUUAAAGCAUUGUCAAUAUGUGCAUGAAGGAUUUUGCUGGGAGCUACCUGAUGUUGAGCUAACAUUCUAAAGUAGCAAUUAGAAUCUGAUGGUAGGUCUGAAAAUGUGAAUUAAAAUCAGACGUUUGUUAAA
Messenger RNA from Gopherus flavomarginatus (Mexican gopher tortoise), 6823 nucleotides. It is a transcript of the gene CDK5RAP2, whose product is annotated as CDK5 regulatory subunit associated protein 2. Gene Ontology annotation, cellular component: perinuclear region of cytoplasm; microtubule plus-end; pericentriolar material. Bases 278 to 6226 code for a protein of 1982 amino acids. Lineage: Eukaryota; Metazoa; Chordata; Testudines; Testudinidae. Gene Ontology annotation, molecular function: calmodulin binding; microtubule binding; gamma-tubulin binding. The transcript has 39 exons. The record is from RefSeq and is a predicted model, not a curated record. Gene Ontology annotation, biological process: regulation of mitotic cell cycle spindle assembly checkpoint; centriole replication; microtubule bundle formation.